Molecule: messenger RNA, 3856 nt
Organism: Protobothrops mucrosquamatus (brown spotted pit viper)
Lineage: Eukaryota; Metazoa; Chordata; Lepidosauria; Squamata; Viperidae
Gene: SLC25A29
Product: solute carrier family 25 member 29
Exons: 4
Coding region: 71-991 (306 amino acids)
Biological process (GO): mitochondrial L-ornithine transmembrane transport
Cellular component (GO): mitochondrion
Molecular function (GO): high-affinity L-arginine transmembrane transporter activity
Source: RefSeq, a predicted model, not a curated record
AAAAAAAACCCGGAGCAAGGCGCCUUUUAAACGCUUCAGGCUUGAAAAACACGCGUCGGGCAAAGCGAUCAUGGCGCUGGAUUUCCUCGCAGGCUGCGUAGGAGGUGCUGCUGGUGUACUGGUAGGACAUCCAUUUGAUACAGUUAAGGUACGCCUUCAAGUUCAAAAUGUGGAGAAGCCGCUCUACCGUGGGACUGUACAUUGUUUCCAGUCUAUCAUAAAGCAAGAAUCUACGCUUGGACUUUAUAAAGGCAUUGGGUCGCCUAUGAUGGGCCUUACCUUCAUUAAUGCCCUUGUCUUUGGCGUUCAAGGGAAUGCUCUCCGUGCUCUUGGAAAGGACACACCUCUACAUCAGUUCCUUGCAGGCUCAGCAGCCGGCGCCAUUCAGUGUGUGAUCUGCUGUCCUAUGGAACUGGCUAAGACACGGAUGCAGCUGCAAGGAACAGGGGAAUACAAAUUGAAGUCCAAAAACUACAAAAACUCUUUGGACUGCUUGGUGAAGAUCUAUCGAAAGGAGGGCCUAAAAGGCAUCAACAAAGGAAUGGUUUCCACAUUUCUGAGAGAGACCCCCAGCUUCGGUUUCUACUUUUUAACAUAUGACUGCCUAACGAGGUAUCUGGGGUGUGAGGCGGAAGAUAGUUACAUUGUUCCCAAACUGCUUCUGGCAGGAGGCAUGUCUGGCAUAGUCUCCUGGCUCUCUACUUAUCCUGUGGAUGUGAUUAAGUCCCGCCUUCAGGCUGAUGGAGUUGGAGGAGUCGUACGGUACCAGGGUAUUCUGGACUGCGUUAGAAAAAGCUACCGGGAUGAAGGGCCAAGGGUGUUCACAAGGGGUCUUACAUCCACCUUGCUUCGUGCUUUCCCUGUUAAUGCUGCAACAUUUGCCACUGUUACAGUUUUCCUUACAUAUAUGAGGUCAGAGGAUGGCCAGAUCAGAGGCGAUUUAAGUGGAUGUGAAGCUGGUCCAGUGAUCCAACAGCCUUCGAGUUUUUAAAUUGACUGGAAGAUUGUACCUGUUACAUAUGAGAUGCCAUCAUUAUUUCUUUUUUCUUUUUUUUAAAAAAAGAAUAUUUGGAUACCAAGAGUAUACAUUUUGGUCUGUAUAAAGCAUCUUUUUAAAAAUCUCAUUUAUAAAAGCAGCUUAAUGCUUUAGGAAGAUUCUGAGUUGACUCUAGAAACUCAGACAAUAAAAGGAUUUGCCCUUUGAACAUGUGCUCAAGACACAUCUGCUGGAUUUUUCCAGUGUAGCCUUGACUUCAAUUCCCACAAUCCCCAGCCAGCACAUUAUUAAGGAAAUCCAAUGCAGUCACUGGUCACCAGUUGAAGUCAGUUUCAAUGUAUUGCAGCCAGCUCAAAAUGGCUACUACAUCUUAUCAACUCUGAUGCUAAAUUCCUAUUCAGACUCUAUCCAUAUUCAAACAGGAAGAGAAGAAAUGGGGCUUUGAACAGAUAAUGAAGACUUGUAUGCACAGAUGUUACACCCCUUUCAUGUUCAUUGGGGGCGUGGGACUAGGGCCAGCAGCAUACCUCUCUCAACGCACAUUAAAGGUCUGGAUGGGUUCCCUGUUCUGGUUAUUGCUCAAUCUGACCACUGUAUUCUAUUUAGAACUGAUUGUCCUGGUAAAUGUAGAGUAAAAAACCAUUUGUUUCAUUUUUCUGCACUUUAUCCUAGGGGAGCUUGUGUUCUUCCAAAUAAUUUUAGCUUAUAAUAUACAACCAUCUGAUUAGUGGCCCUCCUGGUGGGAACUGAUGGAGAUGAACAACUGGAGAACUUCAAGCCUUUCCCAACUCUAUUUUAACAUCCUGUUGAAAGUCAUUCUGUAGAUCAGGGGUCUCAAACUUGCAAUGUCACGUGACGUGUCGCAACGUAUUGCGACUUUUUUUUCCAUUGCCUCUUCCUGUUAAUUGUGAAUAUUUUACUACAGUGUAUAAACAGCCUGCUUUAUUUCUUGAUCAGUAGUAAGUCAAUAUCUCAAUCAUGCUGUUCAGUAUGCAGAUGCGUUCCCUGCUAUUUUCAGAUUAUAGUUUGUUUUUCCGUGCUACUAUUUGCAUUUGGCUUUUAAUUUUUUAAUGUAUGUAGUUGCAUCUUGUAAAUAUUUAAACAUAUUUUAGUUAGUAUGUUUUGAGUUGGAAGCUAGAGUAAACUAUCUAGAAACCUUGUUACAACCCAAAAUGUAGAUUGUUUUUAAGGUGGUGGUGAUAGAUGUGCUUAAAUUACCAUUUCUCCAUUACUGGGGUAAAUGCGCAUAAUUGUGAAAGUAUAUUUAAAAGGAUUUAACAGAAGUGUGUUUUAGAGAAUUCAAUAAUGAAAACAGAAGUCAAGCUCAGCAGUUUUGGAAACCUUGGUGAACAAGAAACCUAACAAACUAUUAAGUCUAUUUCGUAGCAUCCUUAAAUAAGAAUGCUGCAACAUUGGCUCACUGACAUCAGCAAUAUACUAAGUUAAUUGGGUUUUAUUAACAAAUGUUUAAGGUUGUAGUGCUAUACACACUUAUCUGGAUGAUUAAACUCCAAUUGGGCUGAUAUCUGAACAGCAAAAAAUACCAUUGGCCUAGUCAUAAUGUAUCUCAAGGUGUGGCCAAUCAAACAUCUGUUCCAUAUUACUGAGUGAAGAAAAAAAAUCUUACACUAAAUCAGAGUAAUGAAGCCUGCAGGGGUUGCCUAUAAGUGUUAAGAAACCUUGAGAAUAAUUAGCUUGUUAUUGGAAGUUUUGUUUCUGUCCAUAUCUAUCUCACUUAAAGAUCUGCUCAUAAUUAAUCAGACCUGUGGGCAGAAAAAACAUUUCUCUAAUUUUAUGCCAAUAUUUUCACAUGGACUUGAAUUGGAUGUAUUGGAGGUGAGUUUGGACAUGCAGAGGAAAAUCAAAUUAAACCCAUGUGGUGUUGUAAUUCAAAUUGAAGCCAUGCUGCACAUUACUACAGGAUUGAGCACAAUGUCUGCUCUGGUUAAUUUCCUCACAAACUGUUUCCCACAAUAACGAUGUAAAUAUGGUCAUUCAACCAAUGAAUGAGCAAAAAGAUAAUGUGAAAUUCCUCAAGUGCAAACUAUGGAUUAACACUACCACUUAUCCAUUCAAGAAAUACAGUAUAUGAACAUAAUGUGAGCUUGCCAAGCAGCAAGAACUCAGUGUUACAUUUAGAUUGAAACUUAAAUGGCUGAGGAAACAGGAUGCAAGACAACUGCAUACUAUUUCUCAUCGCCUCUAAGGACACCUUAACACUCAACCAGUGGUCACUAUUUGGCACAUAGUGGGUCAUUAAUGAGCCUUAUAAAUGCUUUAAAUUGCAGUUGCACCAUUAACUAGGGCCUGCAAUAUAUAAAUUGUACAAAUACCAUGUUUCUCACAUGUUUUUAAGUACUUCCUAUUCUUUUUCCACUGCUGCCGUGAAGAAUGUGUAAGCUCAAUUAAAAAAAGGUACCACUUGCAGAUUUAGCUUUGGAUCAGAGCCUACAUAGUUAUGGGUCCAAAACAUCUGUUGAAGGCCAUUAUUCUAGCUGUUGAAUAGACAAGGUGAAGAAAAACUGGUAGAAAAUCUAGCAAUGUGAUAUAGAACGAGGCUCAUAUGUAGAAUGUACCAUUAAAUAACUGCAGUGGAAGGUUUUUGGGGGGACAGGUGCAAUAUGUCUGUUUGAACGCUUUUUUAAUAAAAAUCUAGCCAAUUAUUUGAAUAAUAAUUAUGCUGGAGAAACCUAUAAAACUGGAUUGCUGCUUCUAUACCAUGCAGGUAUAGUGGAUGUUUUGACACUACUUGCAGGGACAUUCAAAUUGAAUGUGAAACCUAAGUUGUUUGUUGUGCAACGACACUAUCUUUUUUUGUACAGUAUUCUGUAACUAUUGUACAUAAAAGUAAUAAACCUU